UUUGUUGCCUUUAAAAACUUGUUCUAAACAAUAUCCUUCAGAUGGGGGAAGUCUUUGAUUGCAGUCCCUGGCUGAAUAAUGCAGGAGGGGAUACAAGGGUCUUACAUGAUGGCAAAGGUGAGGAAGAACUACCGCAGAGUAAAAGUGAAGAACAGGGAUUUAUAGAUCAAGCUGAAAUCCCAUUGGGAAUGGAAAAUAGAAAUCCUGAGCAAGUGCCUUCACCUCAGAAAGAAGAGCCUCCUACAGAUGCAGCUAGAUUGGGAGAUUUUAACAAUUCAAACUCUGUCAAGAAAAAUAUAGAAUCAACUGCUAAAGGAGAACAAGCUGAAACAUCCUCUCCAACAGAUUCAAUACAAUAUCCUACUAAACUGGCUCCUGCGACUAAACUAUGGACGACAUCGCGAGAUGAUGCAGUUCAGCUCCGAAUGGAAAAGACCUGUUGUGGUGCUGAGUCGCCUCUAACUAUUGCCCAAAUGUUUAAUCAAUCAGUGGCAAGUCAUGGUAACCGUAUUGCUCUCGCUUUCUCGCUGAGAAAUCAUUGGGAAACACUAACCUAUUCUCAGUAUUACAAAGAAUGUAGAAAAGCAGCAAAAAGCUUUCUUAAGCUUGGUCUCCAACGUUUCCAGGGAGUUGGCAUCCUGGGAUUCAACUCUCCAGAGUGGGUAAUCGCAAAUAUAGGAGCAAUUUUAGCAGGUGGUUUGGCUGUUGGGAUUUAUGCAACAAAUUCUCCAGAAGCAUGCAAGCAUGUGGCACAACACUGUGAAGCUAAUGUUCUAGUGGUGGAGGACCAUAACCAGCUGCUGAAAAUUCUGCAGAUUGCACAUCAGUUGCCUCACCUCAAAGCAAUUGUUCAGUACAAGUUUGCAGUGGAAGAAUACAAACCAAAUAUUUUUAGUUGGAAGAAAUUUCUGGAACUUGGGAACAGUGUUUCCGAUGAAGUGUUGGAUGAAAUUAUAGAGUCUCAGAACGCCAACCAAUGUUGCACACUAAUCUACACUUCUGGAUCAACAGGAGUUCCUAAAGGAGUGAUGCUUAGCCAUGAUAAUGGUACCUUAUUGUUUACUUUAAGAGAAGUACGUCCUACAGCCUUUUUAGGCGUACCUCGUGUUUGGGAGAAAAUGGAGGAAAAAAUGAAAGAUGCUGGUGCUGAAUCAUCUGCUUUGAAAAGAAAGCUAGUUAAGUGGGCGAAGGGUAUUGGCCUGCAAACAAGUUAUAAUAUGAUGGACGGAAACACAUUGCUGCCUUGUGGAUACACCUUGGCAAAUCAGCUGGUAUUUAAGAAAGUUCGUGUUUUAUUGGGCCUGGACCAAUGUAGUAAGUGCUUUACAGGAGCAGCACCUAUUACCAAAGAAACACUGGAUUACUUCCUAAGCCUUCGCAUCACAAUUUUUGAACUUUAUGGGAUGAGUGAGAGUUCAGGUCCACACACCAUCUCUCAUCAAGACUUCUAUCGAAUUACAAGCUGUGGAAAGGAGAUGAUGGGAUGCAAAACUAAGAUUGACAAACCAAAUGAAGAAGGCACUGGAGAAAUAUGUUUUUGGGGAAGACAUGUCUUCAUGGGAUACUUGAAUAUGCCCGAACAGACUAAAGAAGCUCUAGAUGAAAAGGGCUGGUUGCACUCAGGAGACGUGGGAAGAUAUGAUGAAGAUGGAUUUCUUUAUGUCACAGGCAGAAUAAAAGAGUUGUUGAUCACAGCUGGUGGAGAGAACAUAGCUCCAGUCCCCAUCGAGGAUGCUGUUAAGGCAAAACUUCCUAUCAUUAGCAAUGCCAUGCUCAUUGGUGAUAAAAGGAAAUUCCUCUCCAUGCUUCUCACUUUGAAGACUUACAUGGAUGAUGAAACAGGAGCCCCACUAGAUCAAUUGGCUCCAGCAGCUCUUGCAUUUUGCCGCAAGUUUGGAUGCCCAGCUAACACCGUGUCAGAUGUGUUAAGGAUGCAAGAUCCUUCAGUUUACAAAGCCAUUCAGAAUGGAAUUGAUGCUGUCAAUAAAGGUGCCAUAUCUCAGGCUCAGCAAAUUCAUAAGUGGGUCAUUUUGAAAAAAGACUUCUCGAUUGUUGGAGGAGAACUAGGUCCAACAAUGAAACUGAGAAGGGGAAUUGUUUUGAAAAUGUACAAAGAUAUAAUUGAAUCAUUUUAUUUCGAUUGAAGUCUUUCCAUGAAUGGUUGAGCGAGUACAAAAUCAUCCAAAUCUUGUUUUGGAAUCUGCACCAAUCUUUCAUAGUUUGUGAAAUUGUCCACCGUUCAAUAAGCAUAAAUCUCUAUUUUAAAAUGAAUUACAAUUGUGAUGAUUGGACAGUUGUGUGUUGAUGGCAGGAACAAGCACUAUUGUAAUAAUUUUAAUAUUAUCCAAAUAAAAAAAAAGUACAAA
This is a messenger RNA of Rhincodon typus (whale shark), 2366 nucleotides long. Its product is annotated as long-chain-fatty-acid--CoA ligase ACSBG2-like. Bases 42 to 2144 code for a protein of 700 amino acids. Gene Ontology annotation, cellular component: membrane; endoplasmic reticulum. The transcript is spliced from 12 exons. Gene Ontology annotation, molecular function: long-chain fatty acid-CoA ligase activity. Lineage: Eukaryota; Metazoa; Chordata; Chondrichthyes; Orectolobiformes; Rhincodontidae. The record is from RefSeq and is a predicted model, not a curated record.